AUGAACUCCGGAGCUCUAUCUCUGGCUGCGACAGCCGGCUUGCCUGCCCUCUCCCCGAACGACAUAACCCAGUUGACCGAUGCUGAGUUAUGGCAGCAGCUGCAGGCCCACAGAUUGAAACAACCGCAUGGUCUUAUCUCCGAAAUUUUAUUAAAGAAUGCCUUGGAUCAUCUCGAUGCUGCAGCUUCGGUGGCCUCCUUGUCCAAGGAUGCAAAGGAGAAACCGUCGGAGAGUCAGGGGAGUGCGGAUACACAGUUGGAUACUCAAGCUCCAGCACAGAGGCUUGGAACAAGUUCUCCUCCCCAGGUCCCUCCUAAGGAGCUUGCCCCGAGAACCCCAGAGAAGGAGAAGCCGAUUGCCCCGAUGACCCCCUCGAAGCCAACUCCGAGCAUCUUCGCACCAGAAACAAUCCAUGCAAGCCCUCCGCCGGCCUCCCAGGCACACUGCAGGACACCGAACACCAAGGCAAAAAGCAAAGCCGUGCCCGAGAGCCCAAAACCGGAGCAUUUGUCACACAUGGCCUUGUCGCUGCGAAAGAAGCACAAGGAUUUGACAGACGAGGAUGUUGUGUCACAGGUGCCCCUAACCACGGACAAAGCGGCACCGCAGCCGGUGCUGGGCAAGGCCCAGUUAUCCGACCAAGCCAUCCGUAUGAGGUCUCAGCGAAUUUUUAAACGCCGAGCAAACGGCAGCCUAAAAGUGACGGAAGAAAUUUGGAAAGAGUGGCAUCAGCGGGGCUCUCGCAGAGCCCUGCUCGAAGAGAUCUUUUUGCAAUGUGGAUACGACCCUGCAACCUUCGUCUCAGAGGUGGAAGUCAUCCGGGCGGAGAUGCUGGAAAAUGAAGUUAUCAUUGAGGGCGAGUACGCCAGCAGUGAAACCAUGAGGUCUUGGGGCUUCUCUGAGCUGUUUACCUGCAACUAG
Messenger RNA from Symbiodinium sp. CCMP2592, 921 nucleotides. Lineage: Eukaryota; Dinophyceae; Suessiales; Symbiodiniaceae. The record is from the annotation of a GenBank genome assembly.